GGUCCAAAUCAGAAUUAUGCAAAGAUUUUGGCUGCAGGACUAAAGAUUUAUCCACAUCCUCCCAGUUAUAAUGAUGUGAUAAUUCCAGAGAAACCCAAACUGAAAUUCAUCAAUAAAGUUCCAAAUUACAAGAAACCCAAGAAAUGGAUGAAGAGGCUUUGUGACAUCCGGGGGCCUGCAUUGCGAGCUGUUACCAUCACCAGGGGCCAGUAUGGCAUUGUGGCACUUGGGGGUGGCUACCUUCAUUGGGGUCACUUUGAGAUGAUGCGUCUCACUAUUAACCGCCGCAUGGAUGCUAAAACCAUGUUUGCCCGCUGGCGUGUAAAUGCUCCAUUCAAACCCAUCACCCGGAAAGGUCUGGGGCAGAGGAUGGGUGGUGGGAAAGGAGCCAUCGACCACUAUGUCACUCCAGUCAAAUAUGGCCGCAUUAUACUGGAGGUUGGUGGAAUGUGCGAGUUUGGGGAGGUGGAGCCCUUCCUGUCCGAAGUAGCGAAGAAGCUGCCAUUUCCUGCAAAGGCUGUUUGCAAGGAGUCCCUGGAGAAGAUGAUCCAGGAAGAGCAGGAGAAAGCUGAAAAUAACCAGAAUCCCUGGACGUUUGAAAGAAUCGCAGUCAUGAACAUGCAGGGCAUUCGCAAAGCCCUCAGUCCAUAUGAUUUGAAAUAUCAUGGUAAAUUCUUUGGAAAAUUCCGUGUUCCUAAUAGGGUAUGAAUGACGACAAAUAAAACUUAAUGAAAAUCUC
Messenger RNA from Callorhinchus milii (elephant shark), 739 nucleotides. It is a transcript of the gene mrpl16, whose product is annotated as mitochondrial ribosomal protein L16. Gene Ontology annotation, cellular component: ribosome; mitochondrial large ribosomal subunit. Gene Ontology annotation, biological process: mitochondrial translation. Lineage: Eukaryota; Metazoa; Chordata; Chondrichthyes; Chimaeriformes; Callorhinchidae. Gene Ontology annotation, molecular function: structural constituent of ribosome; rRNA binding. The record is from RefSeq and is marked provisional.